Peromyscus maniculatus bairdii (prairie deer mouse) is the source of this 978-nucleotide messenger RNA. Its product is annotated as sperm acrosome-associated protein 7-like. Lineage: Eukaryota; Metazoa; Chordata; Mammalia; Rodentia; Cricetidae. Gene Ontology annotation, cellular component: acrosomal vesicle. The record is from RefSeq and is a predicted model, not a curated record.
GAAGACCUUCCAGGGACGGGCCUCCUCCUUCUGCUGGAGGGACCAUGGCAACGAACGGAGGAGCGGGGACCUUCUUAUCUGUCUUCCUGCUGUGCUGCUGGCCAGAUGUGCAGCCCUGGCCGAUUAGAGAGUUUUCAGGUAGAGUCCCCAGGAGACUGGCAGAUAGAAAACCAUAGGCAUGAACCAGGCAGGUUCACGUUCUAAACAACUGCCAAGAUUUAACACUCUGGAUGAAGACAUAGCCACAGUGUUUGAUGAAAUUCUAGUCCGGGAGAUUUUGGAGCCAAAGAAACUAUCGUAUUUGGAAAAUCCAAGCCCAUCAACAAUCUCACGAUCAAAAACAACGAAGGAUAAAAUCCACAAGAAAGAAUCCAGCACUCCUAAGAAACAUCAAGAGAAGCAAUUAUCUUCUGGGAUCAUAGAUACCCUUUCCUUUGAUGAUGGAGAGAAAGAAACACUUUUUCAGAUGAAAAGCCUUGAAGCUCUGGAGAAUAUCAUUGACACUAUUCGAAGAGCUAUUGGAACUCAUCUCAAGAAUAACCGGAAGUUUCGGAAAAGCAGGAGAACCAGACAACUCCUGGGGAAACUAAUCUAGCCCUAAGUACCAAGACUGGCAGAGGGGCAAGCCGCUGACCGACCCGGGGACAGAACAGAGUGGGGGCAGCCACCACCCCGUGUGAAGAACUGCACCCAAGGAGCACCAAAUGAAACUCGCAUAUUUAAAUAUUAAGAUAUCAGAAGUGGCUUUUUAAUUUUUUAUUGUAUUUUUUAAUUAUUCAAAAACGGAAGAGAUGACAGAAGUCGGAGGGCGUGGAGUGGGGGUGGAAACCUAGUGUGGUGGACACUGUGACCCUGUCUGAACACAGGAUUUGGGGUGACCGGGAUCUAUGUUCCUGGGCUGCGGUCACUCAUAUUUGGUUCCAGAAUAAACUCUCCUAUGCCCUCUGAAGUGAGCGAGACCUGGGAGUUUGUCACUGU